Molecule: messenger RNA, 519 nt
Organism: Phanerochaete carnosa HHB-10118-sp
Lineage: Eukaryota; Fungi; Basidiomycota; Agaricomycetes; Polyporales; Phanerochaetaceae
Exons: 2
Coding region: 1-519 (172 amino acids)
Source: RefSeq, a predicted model, not a curated record
AUGGUGUUACUACAGUACCCACAGCCGCAAUUGCUCUUACUCUGGUGUCUGUUCGGCGAUACUCUGGUGGAUCCCGACAACUUUGCUCCCGAGGCGCACUGCAACUACCUGAACCAAGCCCUUAUGAAGUCAUGGGAAAGACCUGUCUUCCUUAAACUUUGCAGGUGGUUGGACAGGAUUAUUUUAGAGAACAAGCAACCUAACUUCUUAGAGCAUGAAUGUGCAGCAGCAGCGGCUGAUGAAGCUGAGGCUGCAGCAAACAGAGAAGAACUCGAUGAGAUCAUUGGUGCGGCUGAUCCAUCUGGCGCUGCAGAAGACGUUAGCCCCUAUGCACCCCAUGUUCUGAACCAUUCAUCAGCAUCACGAUUCGGCUCCCCUGCAAUUUUUGUGGCUCCAGCCUCUGCUCGCUCACUGUCCCAUUCCUCGGUCGGUCUCCAUACUUCUCACAGCACAUUGCCUUCGAAUGAAGUGCCACGUGCACCUGCCACCGCAUCACCACUGUCUCAGUCGUCCAUAUAG